AAAUUACCCUCUUAGGAACUUUCAUGAUUGUUAUUAAAAAUCCUUUCAUUCUCUCUCUUCUGUAUAAGGAACAUGAGCAUCAGAGAGGGUAAAGCUGGCAGGCGGAGUGAUACUGUAUGGUCCCACUUUAGCAAAAGAUGGACAGACGAAAAACAUUAUGUUGUGAUUUGUGUUCACUGUAAGCAAAGGGUUAGUGCUAAGGUUGACCGGCUGAGGAGGCACUUGAGGAAGUGUGUUCCAUGUUACCAUAUCACAAAGCCUGAUAUAGAGGGAAUGGAGGAUUCCCUAAUGGCCAGUACAAGCAGUAGUGAUCCUCAUCCAAUAUCCUCCGAGUGUCCCUCGGGUCUACCGAAUGUAGACGCUUCAUCCUCUCCGCUUUCUCCAUCGUGGAAACUGGAAAAUAUUCUUAUUGAUAGUAAGGAUUCACCGCACUCCCCGUCCGCAAUGGCGAACCAACAAUACUGCCUCAAGUGGAACAACCACCAGUCAAACCUUUUGCGAGCCUUCGACCGCCUACUGCAGUCAGAGUCGUUUACAGAUGUUACCUUAGCCUGUGAGGGCAAGUCACUUAGGGCACACAAGGUGGUAUUGUCAGCGUGCAGCAGUUACUUUGAGCAAUUAUUUGAAGAGCAUCCAGAUAAAUCUCCGAUCAUCAUUUUAAAGGAUAUGAAGUUCACUCACGUCUCCCAGCUGGUCAACUUUAUGUACCGUGGAGAAAUUAACAUUACUCAGGACAUGCUAUCUGGGCUGCUCAAGACAGCAGAAACUCUCAAGGUGAAAGGCUUGGCUGAAGUGUCGGGUGAUCAACCUGCAGCACAAGUUGCCAACCCUAUUCCGCCCAUCUUACGGCUUGGAAUUGUCCCCCAUAUCCCACGUUCUCAAGAAAUAUUACAACAUACCCGGCAGGCUACACUCCCUCAGAUGGCGCCACCAAACAGUUCUCCUUUAACUACUGCCCUCAACGCCCCCAUGGUCACGCCGCCCACAGUCACCCCACUAUCGGCACUCCUCAACCCAUAUGGUAUUGCCCUCGACGAGCGUAGAGUGAACCUUCUGAAACGCAUGAGUCAGGAACACGAAGCUGAAGUUGGGAAUGGAGGAGGAAGUAGUGGCGGUGGCAGAGGUGGUGCUGGCGAUGGUGGCGGUGGUAAUGGUGGCAGUGGUGGAGGCAGCGGUAGUGUCGGCGGUGGAAUCAACAGUGGGGGAAGUCAUGAGCCACCAACAAAAAUGGCAAGGCAUGAACCAGAAGAGCAAGAGUCUCCCCAGCUCCCACAUGGCUCUAUUUUUGUAAACACUCCAGAGAAAAUAUCUGUCAAUUCCACAAUGCAGAAUGUCCUUACGCCGAUUCCACACGAACUGACCGUCAAUGCACGACAAGAGCUGCCUGACUUCUUGAAGUCUUACACCAUCUUCAAGUUAAAUGACUAUUUGGGAUUCCGGACCCGACAACAGUUUUGGGAAGAAUCUGCCGUCCGACGCAUUCUCGAGGGUAUUAAGAACAAAGAAAUAGACAUGAAGAGUGCUGCUGAACUACUGGGCGUCUCGUAUGGGACGCUUUACGGAAGAUAUCGUGAGGUGUUCGGCUACCUCAAGCAUGCAUGGGUCAAUAAGCAAGGACGUGGAGGCUCGUCACAAAAGGAACGUUCAAUAUGGGAAGAGUCCCGAGCCCAGGAGCUGAUCCAGCAUGUUCUCAACAAAGAGCUCUCUCUAACAGCAGCAGCAGUCAGACUUGGUGUGGACACAAACACUUUCUUUGCACAUCUUACAGACAAUGGUAAAAACAAGAGUCGCGUGGCUCUCCUCCUUGGCACGGACACCAACAACUCGGAUAGCUCCUUCAAUGUGAACACAAAUACUAAUCACAGUGAAGAUUCAAACUCUGCCAAUGCAUCCUCAGUCGAUCUUGUGGGCGAAGAUUCCAACCCUGCUGAUAAUGGUGGUGGACAAGGAAGUGAUGACAGCAACAUGGAGUGCCUAGCAGAAAAUGGACGAAUCGAAUCUGAAGUGAACGGAGAGAAAGACGACAAUGAAGACCCCGAAGUUAUUGACGAUAAUAACCAGACAAGAUCCACAGAGCAGCAGAUUCUUGGACUACAGGAGAUGAGUGCAGAUGAAGGUGUAGAUGAGCAGAUGACUGAGGAUCAACAGGAAACCACACAGCAAUCCUUGGAAACCUUCCAGUCCAUAGUUGAGGAUGAUUCCAACAAUUUGUAUGCGGAUGCCUCGUAAAUUUUGCACCGGAGUGUUUUUUGCCUUUAGACUCAAAGCAACCUGGCACAAAUAUCUUCAUAGUUUUCUCUUGAUUAAAAAAGUAUUUUAAGUGAGCUUUAAGGUCAAAUUGUGGUUAUAGAGCAAGUACAGCUCAACUAUUUAAAACCUGCAAUUGUGUUGGAUGAGAAGUAGCUUCCUCAACACCGUGCAUUAAGGUGUGUAAAUCUGAGGGCUAUUGGAUAUCUGUGUUGGAAUUCUGCAUGGCAAAGCAAAAGGCAUUUUGUUAACCAAAAGUUAUACAGAAAUAAUGAGUUGAGUAGGAUGUGAGCAAAAGCGUGUUUUUGAUUAGAUGUGUUGCUACUAGUUUGUUGAGUGUUUAUUAAAGCGUUUGACUGUUGGAAAGUACUUUAGAAUAGAUUAAUGCAAAGUUUAUGUAUUGUUUAUUAAGGUUGGGCUCAAAAUGUGACUAGAUGAAGCUCAGAGGCAUUAUCCUCACGCCAUAGAGUUUGUUAUGGUACAAGUAAUGGUACAAGGCUAGACGUUUUGUGAAUGGAUUUUGUUUUACCUGAUACAGCAAAACUAGUUUUACACUAAGAGACCUAGAUAGAAACUUGGCCCUGUCUUUUCACCAUCACAGUGAGUUGAUGGGAGUUGUGAAUGAGGGUAGAGUCAGGCCAAAGUAUAGUUUUACAAAUGUGACGGCGUAAAUCAACCGAAGAUGUGAAGGAGUGCCAUGAUUUUCAUAAUGAUUUUCAUUAUCAGGUCAUAGUGUAUAAGGUGAUGGUCACUGAUAUUGUGCAAUUUAGUUGUGGUGAUGCUGUGAAAAGCUUGUGGAAUGACACAGUAUUUGACCUGAUUCUAUAAUCAUUUUAUGUGUAUUCUUAACAUUUUUAUAUAAAAAUACUUGAUACAAAGAAGAACCAGCUUCAGGACACUUUUUGGAGUCUUCGUGCACUAAGAAGAAGAGUUCCACAACACAGUAAUUAGCUAUUCUUGAACAUUUGUGCUUGUUUUACAUCAAUUCUGCAUCUCAAGUGAUGUUGCUAGCAACGAGCAGCUAAUGCAACAUGCCUUUGACAGUUAGGUCGAAGAUUGUGGCAAUUUAAACUUAAUAUACGAACCCCCAAAGAUUUGCCUAAAGGAUAGAUGUCCUAACGGGCCAUGUAAUGGUUCGUGCCUUAAAUAAGGAAGCCGAUUAUUAUUAUUAUGUUAAUGUAAAGAAUUUUUAUACCAGUGUUUAAUAUUACUGGUAACUAUAAUAGGAUAUUUUUCAAACUUGUAGACUGUAAAUUAUAAUGUGGUAGUUAGUGAAACCAGAGAGAAAAGUAUCUAUGGAUAAUGUGUCUUUUUAGUAAUUUAAUGUUUUAAAAAAAAAAGUAUCCUUAUAGUACUUUGCUGUUCCAUAGGUUCAAAUAUAUCUAAAAAUUCUCUAAACCCAUCCAAAUCUUUCUUGAAAAUGAUGUUUAUUCUUCCUUGUUAAUUAAUUGGCAGGACUGCUACUAGGCUGUUAGCAUAAUUUUGUUCUGUUCAUGGUCAGACAGAACCUUCUUCAUCAAGGUACCAAACCUGUAGAUUGUUUUCCUCUGUGCUGCAUCAGAUACAGAAAACUGUAGAGUCGUUCAUGCAGGUUUCUCGUGUUCUAACACUAUGGAAAGACGUCAUUGGGGAACACUGUGGAAAGACAUUGGUAGAGUGGGGGUGGGAUCAGAUAUCUGUGGCUAUUUGCUAUGGAUUGAGUUUUACUGUUAUAGCAAGGAAAGUUACCACUCUGGUAUAUGUAGCAUAAUUUGUAAAAAACAAACCUCAAAACUUAUCAUAUGUUCUGAAUAGCAUAUUUUUACUGGGAAUUACAUGUUGUACUGGUCCCAUAGUUUAAGAUACACAGCAUGGGUUUGCAUGUAUGCACUGUGUUCGUAGUUGUGCAUUCAUAUUUGUUGUUUCUAUGUUGACUUGUAUUGAUUGUUACCACUUUGCUAUUUGAGCUCAUGAGACCAAGGAAUCUUUUUAUUUCUUCACGUUAGAAAUUUUGACUGCUGCUGCCAAUGGAGCCGACAUUCCACGGAAAGGGGUGUUGAUGCUUUCAUUGAAGGCUCGGAUCGAGUCGGAACAUUGGUCAUGGUGCGCUAUUGCACACGUCAGAUACUUUCCAAAGAACAAAUGUGAGAAUGCCAAUGUCGGAUAUAUUGCAGUUGGCAGAAUAGAUACAUAAUGGUGAAGCUGUGCUGAUAAGUUAGUUAAUAGGAUAUAAGGAUUUUUUCUACUGUGUCUAUAACUAACAUUUCAACAAAACACAUUUUAUUUCAAACUGUUGUUAGGUUCUACAGUAUUUUGCCUUGAAAAGUCUUGUACACAAUGUUCCUGUUUUAUAUUUUAAAUUGAUUUAUUAUCAUAUUUAUCACACAUAAUAUGCUGGUAUGCACAUUACCAUACCUGGCUUAUGUUUUGCACAUCAGUGCAAGGACAACCAUAUAUGCAAAACAAAAUUUUAUUACUAUGUACCAUGUAAAGAAAGCGUAAUUUUAAACCCCAUAUAAUUUCUUAAUUCCAAAUGAAUCAAAACUUUAGUAUGUAUCCCCCACAUUAUAUAACUUGUUUAUAUAGAUUUAGAGUUUUGUUUAUACCACCCCCGGGCAAAUCUGGGCAAACGAUGCUUAUGCAACAUAGAAUCAACGUUAAUACUUUGAUUUUACGUUAGUUGAACGUUACUCGAUUGUGUUUUGUCCGCUGGGUUAAUUGCUCAUGAGGAAUAGCUUGUUUGAUGCUAGAUGUAUUCUUUGGAGUAGUUAUUAUAAAUGAUUAUUAGUAUGAUCUGAAAGUGUGAUGCUUUGCAGGUUGAUUAAUACAUAACAAGUGCAGGAGUUGGCAACUGUGUGUUUGCUUGUGUUGGAAUAUUUUGUAUUUAGAAACUAUGGAUGUUAUUCAGAUGGUAUUCAGACAGCUAGAAAAGAGCUUGGAGAUGGCUAGUCCACUAUCAAGUAGACAAACAAGUGUUUUGAUCAAGUUCUUCACUGUGUUACUGAUAACAUGCGAAUUGUGUACUGGGUUGAAAAUAUGUACAAGUAGAAUUGAACACUUGUGUAAACUUUUUUAGUCUUUGAUUAUUUAACUGUACAGAGGCCGUCUUACUUUUUGAAUUAUUAUUUGAAAUGUCGAUUAAUUUUUAGUCCAGGGGUUACCUCCUUCCCAUGCCAACCACAUGCAAACAUGCCUGAGAAGCUAGGCUUAGUGUACUGGGCAAUCGACUGUGCUGCCAUAUAUUCAGUGGAGACGGAGAAUUGAUAGGCUCGGAAUUGUUUCUGGGGUCAAGUUAAAAUGAAGCUGUAGAAAUUGACAAGCAUCAUUGUAAUAGCUGUGAUGUAGUUGUCAGCCACACACGUUGAUAUAAAAACAGUCAACUGUGUUGCAUAUCACUGCUAAUUCUUUGUUAAAGAUUUACAAUCAGGCUGGCUGGUGGUUUGUUUAUUUGACUGCUGCCAUAAUAGCGAGCUGGUUGGUUAUAUAGCUGGAUAAUCAGUUAUCUGGCUGCCUGCCUGACUGAUUUGUUGAUCAUCCUGCUAGAAGGGUGAUACUGUGUGGGUCAAUGAGGACAUGAGCAAGCCACUCCCGGAAAGCACCGUCAUCCCUUUAUUGAUACCCAUUCCUGAUGCAUACCAACAGUCGACACCCACCGACCUUCCUAACACCUGCCAACCCUCCCAACACCCACCAGUGAGUGAGCGCAUAUUAGAGAAUUUGUCUUUUACUUUGAACUCAUUUUGAAUGGGAUGCCGUGUGAACUAGCAAUGGAAAUCAAAACACAUUUACAAGAGGGAGGUCUCUUGAGCAGACAACAACAAUGCCAUACUGUGCAUCAGAGCGGCAGGUCAUGCUACACCGGAGCCGAGGAACUGGCCGGCCGAGCGGACAGCACACUGGACUUUUGAUCCUGUGGUCCCGGGUUCAAUCCCAGGCGCCGGCGAGAAACAAUGGGGAGAGUUUCUUUCACUCCUGUUACCUAGCAGUAAAAUAGGUACCUGGGUGUUAGUCAGCUGUCACGGGUUGCUUCCUGGGGGUGAAGGCCUGGUCGAGGACCGGGCCGCGGGGACACUAAAGCCCGAAAUCAUCUCAAGAUAACACCAACACGCGUGCUAAUAUCUGAAUUUGUGAACGUAUGUUAUUCUGUUGGAGCUUUGAUAGUAAAGAAGAGUGGCACUCAUUCCAGAACUCAUGUCUCUUUAAUUUGAGACUUUACAGUACACUAUUGUGGUGUAUUUAUGGACAUCAAAUGAAUAUUUUCCAUGGGUGGGAGGAUACACAGUUAUCCAAAUAAAUAGUUUUUCUACCAAUUUUAGUCCAUAACCAUUUGGAAAGCAAGACGGCCUCUACUUUUUUAUGGCUAUAGCUAAUAUUUUCAGUUGUUUUGUAUCCAGACUUUUCUCUCCAUGUUGAAAGGUUCGUUGUGAUAGUUAUGCCUGGUGCGUACAAAUGGAAAAAUUUUCUGCUAUUUGAGCAUGUUAUAUGUUGUGUAUAGAUUUUCUUUUCUUCAGAGCUUAGCUUUUGUGUGCAAUUCUCUAUUAUGGAAUUUAAAUGAUGCUGUUUUAGUGAACUGAUUUAUAUUCUUAUACAGCCCAUCCUCCUGUUUUGGUACUACUUAUAGUAACAAUGAGGACCAUAGUAUAUAUACCGACGUACAGCGAAAUUAGAAAGCAGAAAUCUGAAUUAUUGAGUUGGACAAACCGGGAAAACUAUUUUUCAUGUGUUGCUUUGACAAACUAACCUAACCUUCCUAGGCCUAAUAUAGUAAAUGUGUGUGUUAUACUAGGCCUAGGAAUAUUUAAGUUUGUUUUUAGUUUCAUUUAUUUUUAAAAAGAACUCCUUACUAGUCAGUAUACCACUAUCCAAAAGUUAAGUACGUAUGAAUUCACGACUAUUGACGGCAGUCACAAUAGGUACUUUCUAGACAGUAGGAUGGGUUAUCUUAUAUCAGUACAGAUACUGAUAAACAGUCAUAACAAUUUAUAAGUUUUUGUUACCUUCCUCUGCCUCUUCCUCUUCAAUUUGGUAUUACAGGUGUUGUUAAGACAUUGAGUUUGUCGUAAUAUUGUUUGCACGAAUACACUUCAUUAUUUAGAAAAUUUGGAUGUUGGAAAAACUUGUCCAUUAUUUAGCCUUCUGUCGGUACGUUUCAGUAUUUGUUUCCUCUCCGAAGUGGCCUUAAACCAGGCGUGUGAGAUGCAAGACACACCAAAGCACGUUCCAGAAAACACAGCAACGAGCCUUCUCUCUCCUACAACAUAUUUCUGUAGUGUUAAAUGUAAGAUGCUUCAUUUCAUGUGUGGCACAGACCAUUUAAUGUAUGGUACACACCACUUUAUUUAAUGUGUGGCACAGACCAUAUAAUGUAUGGUAUGGACCACUUCAUUUAAUAUGUGGCACAGACCAUUUAAUGUGUGGUACAGACCAUUUCAUUUAAUGCGUGGUACAGACCACUUCAUUUGAUGUGUGUCACUGACCACCUCAUUUGAUGUGUGUAACGGACCACCUCAUUUGAUGUGUGUCACGGACCACCUCAUUUGAUGUGUGUCACGGACCACCUCAUUUGAUGUGUGUCACGGACCAUCUCAUUUGACGUGUGUCACGGACCACCUCAUUUGACAUGUGUCACGGACCACCUCAUUUGAUGUGUGUCACGGACCACCUCAUUUGAUGUGUGUCACGGACCAUCUCAUUUGACGUGUGUCACGGACCACCUCAUUUAAUGUGUGGUACAGACCACCGCAUUUAGACCUGGUUGUUUCCAUGAGGCCUUGGGAGUAACUUCUAGUGGUAUGUCGGAAUUAGCCAUAUGGAACAUGCUGAGCCUAAAAUUGGUGGUUUUAGUGAAUAAAUAUAUAUAUAUAUAUUUUUUUUUCUGUUAUAUGGUAAGUCAAUGUUCAUACACUUCAAAAUGCCUUGUUCCUUAGGGUGCCUUAAAGCAUAUUGUAUAUUACUAUUUUUUUUAACAAACUGGGACACCUUGAGGUAAACAAUGGGUAAUUAAGGCCUAAUUAGCCAUUAUGUAUAUCAUUGUAAUCGCAAGAUACGAAGUGGAUCACAUAGUCACUAAUUCUAACACAUUCUAAGGUAAUUUGCAGAUUUCUCAAAUUUUCCAACUGUGAACUCGACCAAAGUAUUAAUAUUUAAUUUUCAUGUACUAGCUUUAUCCGAUACUGUGGCAGGUGAUAUUAACUUCACUUCAGUGAGUUUUGUUUCGUGUCGUACGUAAUAGCCGAAACUAUUUUAUUAGGCCUAGUAGGCAAGGUUUGUUUUGUGUAAUAACAUACCUAUUCUUAUCUAAACAAAAAUAUAUUCAGAUUUUUAUGGAUAGAUAUACUAUUGGUAACAUUUAUUAUCAAUUUUUUAGGCCAUGUUUUACUUAUGUUAAGCAGAGUUUUGGGAUAAUAGGCAUAUUUAGGUUAGAUCGAGUUGCUAAGAAAGGGUUGGUCGGGUCAGGUUGCCGAGUAAGGUUGGCCUAAACAAAAUGGACCUUGUACAUUUAACUAGAAAUAUACAGUAUAUUAGUACAUUAGAAUAAAUUGGUUAGAAUGUUAAUUUUUAAGGAAAUUUGGCUUCUUUGGCAAGUUUGCCUAUUAGGUAUAACACAUGUACAUACAGUACAUAUGCAGAAAUACAUGUAUACAGUGUGUGUGUGUAAAAAAAAAAAAAACAUAACGACACACACACACACACACACACACACACACACACACACACACACAUUAUACAUAUUGUAUAUACAUGCGCGCACACCAACCCAUCCAUAUGUUUGUACUUUACUAUGCUGAUAUAUGUAUAGAUUAAAUUCAUUAACAUAAAUUAUAAGUACAAAACAAUGACAACAAAUAUGCAAACUCAACCUAACCCAAUCUAGGCCUAAUCUAACCUAAGGAAUAGGUUAAAGUAUGUUAGGUAAAGCCUAAAUUAAAUAAGGAUGGGUUUUUAUAUUAGUUUUUCCCAUCCAUUUUAAUUUUUAUUUUCUGAUUUUGUUUUAUUUCUGUAAUUUAGAUUUUAUGCCCGACUGUUUAAACAAAAUCAACUUUUUCAACAUUCAUAAUGGUAUAGUACCAACAUUAAGGAUGUAGUGACACAAUUAUACUCAUUAACACAGUCAACCAUGUGCUUUCAGAGACACAUUUCUAGGAUGGACAUUUUUUCCUUUUUAGGUUGUCCAAAAAACUAAGUGAGAUUAUGAGAGCAGAACUUGCCAACUAGCAGCUCUAGACACUAUGCAACUGCUUUGUUUUGGUGUGUGAUGUGGCACUUAAGUAUUCAUUCUUCUUGUAUGUCACAAUCGACUUGAGAAUGGUCCAGGACGGACUGAAACGUCAUUGUCCCUUCACUUUCUAGUGUGUGGUUUGGUCAACAUAUUUCAGCCACGUUAUUGUGACUCCUCAUCUGCAUCUGUCUGGGAUUAUCACAGAAUUGUCGAAAUAUCUUUACACAAUGUCAGUUUUGUGUUGAUCGAGAUAUCUUCAUGUAACGAACUCAAAGGGAAUUGUUCAUGUGACAUUUGUAGAGGUGAUAAUGAUAGGUGAGAGUUGCAUCCAUUGGUGUGUGCUGAGUAACAAGCGGGCAAGGCAGUUCUUCCUGAUAUUUUGAGGGCUAAAUCUAGCAUCUUUGAUUCACCAAUACCGAAUUAACUUGUGCCACAAAACCCUUACAAGGUGCCAGUUGCCAUCUGCAAUUACCUCUUGUAUUCUAGUUUCCUUGUGCAAUUUUUUACAUUAGUUUUGUGAACUAUUUUUUUUUUUGUCAUGUAAUUACCUUAAAUGUAGAGCUCUUAAUUAGCCAAGCCAUUUAAGGGUUAAUGUAAUAGAAACCUGCACCAAACUGUCAACUUUCAGGGCGAUUGGAAAUUUUGCUCUUUCCGUUGUUCCUUCGACUCGUAGCUCUUGAUAAAGUUCUCAGAGAAUCCAAUUUGUUUUACAUCACUCCUCUUUCUGCUCUUGUAUUGGUAGGCUGAAUCGUACCAAGGAACUCUAGACUAUACUGUAACAGUGCUCUAAAGUUUAGCAAAUCUAAGUGCUCUGGAUAAUUACUUUAAAUUUAAUUUUUGUUCUCACGAAUGUGAUAAAGCGAUAGACGAUAAAAAUGGUAGGCUUGUAGUUCUUGGAAAUGGGAAGAAAAUUUUUCUGGUCUGUAAAUAUUUAUGAGCAGGGUCUCCAUAAUGGUGGCAGGAGCUUGAAAAAAAUAGUGGUGCCCAGAAAGGAGAUAAGAGAAGUAUGACAUUAAAUAUA
Procambarus clarkii (red swamp crayfish) is the source of this 10466-nucleotide messenger RNA. Lineage: Eukaryota; Metazoa; Arthropoda; Malacostraca; Decapoda; Cambaridae. The record is from RefSeq and is a predicted model, not a curated record.